ACGAUAGAAAAUAUCAAGACCAAAGUACAAGAUGAAGAAGGGAUUCCUCCUGAUCAACAAAGACUUAUCUUUGCUGGUAAACAAUUAGAAGAUGGAAGGACUCUUUCCAGAUUGUAACAUUCGGAAAGAAUCUAUUUUACAUUUAGUUUUGCGUCUUCGUGAAGGCUGGAAUACUUGAAUCAAAAGAUUAUAAACCCUUUUGUAGUAAAAUUUAGUAAAUGUCGUAGUGUAUCUACUGAUAGUAACUUAUUCAUUUUGUAUAUUUAUUUGAAAGUUUUAUUUCAAAGUUAUUUAUGCGAUGUAUGGUACGAUUUAAACAAAAAUCGUAAUAAAUCUGAGCACAGGCAUUAAUUAUCAUAUGCAAGUGUGCACGUGCUCCAUAUAUGUAAACAUUAAUCAAUUAAAAAUUUUAUUAAUCCUUAAUUAUACUACUUUAUCAUUUAUCAAGUAUUGCGUCAUAUAUAAUAAUAAAAUAAGUCUUUCUCAAAUUUUCAAGCAAAGUAUAAACAGUAUAUAGAGAGACAGCAGCUUCGAUUUUUUAAAUUAAAGGUAAGGUUAUGGUAUUAGAGUAUAGAUGGCAUCACGAGGCUUCCCGAACAAACAUGUCUGUAAUAAGCGGACAGCUAUAAUUAAGAUAGAAAUAGAUUAAUGCGAACAAUAUUUUCCUUGCAAUAUUUUUAAUAAAACGAUUAUUGAUAUCGAUAUAAAAUACUUGUCAAAAACAAUAGACAUUCGUUAAGAAAAAUUGAAGAGAAAAAGAAGGUACUAAAAAUCAUUUUUAAAUAAUCGCAUGAGAAACGUGCGAAAUUUGAAUAACAAACGACCAAACAAUUAUUUUUUUGUGUUCAAACUUAUGUAACAUCGAAAACUGUAGAUAAAGUUAAAUGAUCGUAUAAGUCGUAUACGAUGUGGUCCGCCUUCGACCCUGUGUUGCUUUUGUUUGGAGAACGGAUCGAGAACAAGGUCACGCAGGUAAAAUGGCAGUCGGAGUACCGAGAUCGGUCGUGGCUUGACGAUAACCUCGCGUCGUGACGCGUGUAUCGUCUACAUUUUUUACGCGAAUAAACGAUUAAGUGACAUUAGUUCAUUCAACGACAAUAGGACAAGUGAAAAUGAUCGAUACUUAAUAGAUCGAAAUAAUUUAUUUUCAUUAGGAUCAUAGAGAUAGAUCUUCUCGAUCGAUUUGGUAUAAUCGUGCGGUAUGAUAAUCGCAGGAGGCGUCGCACGCAGCCACUUGCGAUCUGAUAAAAGAGUUGAAAGAGAAUUUUUUUUUACAAUCUACGUGUUCUAUAUCAGAAGGCAAUUCUGAUAAAGGCUCUAGUUUCUACCUGAUCGUUUGGGCGAAGCCUCAUCGACGGUAACAAUGAAAAUGGAGGCGGAGCAUAGAUUGGAGCAGUUAAAAAAGGCAACAGACAGAAUACAAAAGGAGAUCGAAGAGGUCACGGAGAGGGAGCACGAGCUACGAAACGUGGGUAGCAUUAAAACCACGUCGCACGAGACAGUGGAUUCCAAGGUGAGACGUAUGCCUCAAGCUUUGGCAUCGAGUAAAUUGAAGAGGGCGACGUCAACGCCGCAGAUUCUCGAAGCUGUUAAUCUUGUCCCUUCGACGCAAUCUACUUUACCAAAAAUGACGAACGGUGUGAUAUCUUCAAAUUCAACAACGAGACCUUUACGUUUUGCUACAGCACCUAGCCAGAAAGGAUUGAUGCAUAGGUUUCUAGCAACAAGAGGAAAGAUUUAUAAAUCUAAUACAACACCUAAUGAUCUUAUAACUUCGUCUACCACUGUACCUACCAUUGCACUUAAUCCUAUAAGCGUAAAAGCUUUUAAUCGUAGUUUGAAGAUACAACUCGAGCCAGACGAUGAGCCUAAAAAACCUCCUGUUAGGAAGGGUUACGUACCUGUCGAAGAAAAAAUUCAAAAAGAAUUGCACGAGAUGAAGGAACGAGAAAAUGAACUUAGAUUAAUGCGUUCUCAAAUGUUAGCAAAAUCUCAACCGAAUCUCUUAGACAUCGGUAAUGAUAAUGAUUCCGAUAUCUACGAUGGUACAGGCUCCUUAAGAAGCGGAGCAUCAUCUAAUACGUUAAACGAAGAUGAAAUAGAAAGAGAAAACAAAGGCAAACAUAAGUGAAAUUAUUUUUAGCCGAAUCCACGACGUCGAAGUACUCUCAUCGCUCAAUGGGAAAAUCUUAUAGCUGCGAAGAAAGAAUCCACUGAAAAUAAUCAUGAAAACGAUAAUGCUUUUUGAAAAAUGAUUUAUCGUUAAUGUUUUUCUAAGGUUUUUUCUGUCCUAUUUGUUCCGUACGUUUGAUAAAUCUAUUAUUUAAUCUCUCUUUAUAUAUAUUUUUUAGGUACGUAAUAUAUAUAUAUAUAUAUAUAUAUAUAUAUAUAUAUGUAUGUAUAUGUAUAUAUUCUAUGUAUCACCGAGUAAUAAAUUAUAAACGAAUAUUUAUUAAAACAUGAAGACUUGAAUAAAAAAUUUAUAUACGCGCGCGUACACGCACACACACUCACACACACAGAUUGCGGUGUAGACGUGCACACUGCGGAUAUUAUAAUAGUUUUGUAAUAUAAUAUUUCUCCGCAUUUUUAUACAUAAAUAUUGGAAUCUUAGGAAAUAGCUUUAAUACUAUUGAUUUAAUAUCUGUUUGUUGUUGUCUGAUAAUAACGAAGUAUGAUUAAGUUAUUAAUUAAUUAAGAAUUAGUUCUGAAAUAUAUUUUUUUACUAGUAGGAACAAGUAGAUAUUCUGCAAAAUAACUUGUAAUAUUUACUCAACAAGAAGGUACAUAUACAUGUAUACAGUAAUUAAUUGAAAACUAUAAAUUAAGUAAGAAAUAAAUCCAAAUGUAUGUG
Molecule: messenger RNA, 2854 nt
Organism: Vespula pensylvanica (western yellowjacket)
Lineage: Eukaryota; Metazoa; Arthropoda; Insecta; Hymenoptera; Vespidae
Gene: mdu
Exons: 6
Coding region: 1364-2131 (255 amino acids)
Source: RefSeq, a predicted model, not a curated record